Messenger RNA from Salvia splendens (bonfire salvia), 689 nucleotides. Its product is annotated as protein NUCLEAR FUSION DEFECTIVE 6, mitochondrial. The coding region runs from base 76 to 360 and encodes 94 amino acids. NCBI's taxonomy places the organism in Eukaryota, Viridiplantae, Streptophyta, Magnoliopsida, Lamiales, Lamiaceae. The record is from RefSeq and is a predicted model, not a curated record. Gene Ontology annotation, cellular component: mitochondrion. The transcript is spliced from 3 exons.
CCAGAUUUGGUCAUCAACGCCUAAAAACCCAAGCCAAAGCCCUACCCCUCUCACUCUCUAGUCAACAAGCACACCAUGGCCGCCUUCGCCGCCAGAUCAGCCUUUCGCUCGGCCGCGCGCAGCGCCUCCGCGACUAUAUCCGCCGGCGUCAAGCCUAGGGCCGCUCCCUCUCCAUUUCGCGUCCCAUCGCAAAGGCUCUCCGCUCGCAUUUUCAGGUCUCCCGUUGAGAUGAGUUGUGUUAGCGUAAUGUCGAUGUUGCCGCACCACACCGCCACCGCCUCCGCCGUCCUAAAUUCUAUGCUAUCCGUCGCGCCUCGCGGCCACGGUUGGAGCAUUGAAGAUACCAACGAUGAUGUAUGAUGACUAUUGGAUUGUUCGAGCCAAGUUUUAUUUUCGUUGUCAAAUAGGUAGACUUAUGCAGAGAGUUCUUAGUAGUGAUCCUCUUUGGCAUAGAAUAAGUUCAUCAACUGUUAAAAAAAGGAAACUGUUUUAGUUGAUUUCGUUGCCGAACAUAGAUUCUUCAAGUUUGUAACUUUUCUUUGUGUAAAAGUAUGGUCGUUUCCAGAUUGUUUGUGUGACAUACAUAUCGUCUUCUAUUCUCGUAUUGCUUCAAGAUUGACAUUAUAGUGAUAAGGGAAUAGAGAAGAAAUCAAUGCUGCAUUACCUUUGACUCGGCCUUUCCUUUUUUU